CCAACUUAACCCUGGGACGCAUGCUGCUAUAGAAACUGAUUUGGGAGACGUGUUGUUCAGGAGAUCCCCGAUAUUGAGGGUGUCUCAGAGGUUCUCUUGGGUUUCAUCAUCCUGCAUUGUACGGAUUACUCCCGAGUGUUUUGUGUAACGCAGUGCUGCAUACAGUGCGACCACUCAUCCAAACACUUCAUUCAUCUCAGGGAGACCAGCGGUGUGUUUAUGUCUUUGCUUUACGAAAACGCAGGCUAUUUGGACGCAAGGAGCUGCGUAUGGGAAAGAGCUGUUGGACAGCUGUUGAAACCUGCGUGGGGGGAACUUAGUCAACGAGCUUGCCCCUUGGAGCCUCAGUGGCCAAACCAUUUUCAUGUCAGAGACCGAGUCUUCUUGCAGUCGUUUAUGUCAUCCUUUCCUCUCUGCACUGAGAAUACGAAACUUUGCCAAUUCAGGAUCUUGUCGUCUUGCUGAUAAAGUCUAUAGCAAGCCAAAAUGUCUGUCAACGUCAACCGUAGUGUUACGGACCAGUUUUACCGGUACAAGAUGCCGCGUUUGAUUGCUAAGGUGGAAGGCAAAGGAAAUGGUAUCAAGACUGUGAUUGUUAACAUGGUUGAUGUUGCCAAGGCACUGAACAGGCCUCCAACUUAUCCAACCAAAUUCUUUGGCUGUGAGUUGGGAGCCCAAACCCAGUUUGAUGCAAAGAAUGACCGAUAUAUUGUGAACGGAUCUCAUGAGGCAAACAAACUGCAAGACAUGCUGGACGGAUUCAUUCGCAAGUUUGUGUUGUGUCCAGAGUGUGACAAUCCUGAGACUGAUCUGCACAUCAACGCCAAAAAGCAGACCAUAGGAAAUUCCUGCAAGGCCUGUGGAUACCGAGGCAUGCUGGACACCAGACACAAGCUCUGUACUUUCAUUCUCAAAAAUCCACCCGAGAAUGACACUGGAUCUGUCAAGAAGGAAAAAGAGAAGAAGAACCGAAAAAAAGACAAGGAGAACGGCUCAAACAGCGGGGAAGCUGGAGACCGUAAAGACAUCGAUGCCCCUGAUGCUGUGGAUGGAGAUGACGAUGAUGAAGAUUGGGCUGAAGAGACCACCGAAGAGGCACAGCGUCGCCGGAUGGAGGAGAUCAGUGAGCAUGCAAAGGGCCUCACGCUGAGUGACGAUCUGGAGAAAAGCCUGGAGGAAAGGGUCAACCUGUUCUAUAAUUUUGUGAAGCAAAAGAAGGAGGAAGGUGUGAUUGACUCUACUGAUAAGGAAAUCCUGGCUGAAGCAGAGCGGCUUGAGGUGAGGGCCAUGGGCCCGCUGAUUCUGAGUGAGCUGCUCUUUGACGAAAACAUCCGCGAGCAGAUUAAGAAAUACAAGCGCCACUUCCUUCGGUUUUGCCACAAUGAUAAAAAGACUCAGAAGUACCUACUGGGUGGCAUUGAGUGUCUGGUGAAGCUCCAUCAGAGUCAGCUGCUGCCCCGUGUCCCCGUCAUUCUCAAAGACCUGUAUGACGCAGACCUGCUGGAAGAAGACGUCAUACUCGCCUGGGCCGAGAAGGUCUCCAAAAAGUAUGUGUCUAAAGAGCUUGCUAAGGAGAUUCAUGCCAAGGCUGAGCCCUUUGUAAAAUGGCUGAAGGAGGCUGAGGAGGAAAGUGAGGGCAGUGAUGAGGAGGAUAAGGAAGAUGAAGACAAUGUGGAGGUGGUGUAUUCCUCUGCUGCACGCGAGUUGAAGAUGGAAACCACAAAGCCAGAAAAGGCUGAUAAGAAGGAGGAGGAGGACAUCGAUAUUGAUGCCAUUUAAAAAUGGAAAAUAAAAAAUGAAUUUGCCUCUCGAUGCUUUGCGAUGCUGCUCCUUGUUAAAGCGUUCCUACUCUUCAGCUCUAGGCCUGCAUCAGUGCUGUGCUAGAAAGCCUUAUUUUAGUCGCUAUUUUAACUUGUUGCCAUUGUAUUUAUAUGCAUGAAAAUCUCUGGAUUAUAGGGUGCACAAGUCAUCCUUCAUUCCUUCUUGUAUUUUUGAAACUAUUAAAGAAUGUUUGACAGUGAA
Messenger RNA from Clarias gariepinus (North African catfish), 2022 nucleotides. RefSeq names its product eukaryotic translation initiation factor 5 (gene eif5). The transcript has 12 exons. Gene Ontology annotation, molecular function: eukaryotic initiation factor eIF2 binding; translation initiation factor activity; GDP-dissociation inhibitor activity. Gene Ontology annotation, biological process: formation of cytoplasmic translation initiation complex; translational initiation; formation of translation preinitiation complex. The coding region runs from base 487 to 1779 and encodes 430 amino acids. Gene Ontology annotation, cellular component: cytosol. Lineage: Eukaryota; Metazoa; Chordata; Actinopteri; Siluriformes; Clariidae. The record is from RefSeq and is a predicted model, not a curated record.